Messenger RNA from Lodderomyces jiufengensis, 897 nucleotides. RefSeq names its product putative ATP-binding cassette family ATPase (gene CAF16). NCBI's taxonomy places the organism in Eukaryota, Fungi, Ascomycota, Pichiomycetes, Serinales, Debaryomycetaceae. Gene Ontology annotation, molecular function: ATP hydrolysis activity; ATP binding. The coding region runs from base 1 to 897 and encodes 298 amino acids. The record is from RefSeq and is a predicted model, not a curated record. The transcript has a single exon.
AUGACUAUAGAGAAUCAUAAAAAUGAUACUUCAUUAGCAAUAGAAGUAACAAAUUUAACAUAUGAAUUUCCCAAACACUCAAACUCAUCAAAUUCGCAAGUUAUAGGGGUACAAGAUAUAGAUUUAAAAGUCAACUGGCUGAAACGUGUGCUUUUAGUAGGACCCAAUGGUGCAGGUAAAUCAACAUUAUUAAGAAUAUUAGCAGGUAAGACAUUAAUUAAAAAGGGGAAAUUAAAACUAGGAGGUUUUGAUCCAUUUGAAUUUUCCACCAAGAAGAAACAUCAUAAUUCAGAUAUAAAUAAUUAUAUAACUUAUUUAGGAACAGAAUGGAUUACUAAUUCAGUAAUUAAAAGAGAUAUACCAGUUAAUUUAUUAUUAAGUUCAAUAGGUGGAGAUUUAUAUCUUGAUAGAAGAAAUCUAUUAAUUGAUAUUUUAGAUAUUGAUCCUAAUUGGUCAAUGAUAAAUUUAUCAGAUGGAGAAAGAAGAAGAGUACAAAUUGCAAUGGGAUUAAUAAAACCUUGGAAAUUAUUAUUAUUAGAUGAAGUAACUAUAGAUUUAGAUGUUGUUGUAAGAUCAAAAUUAUUAAAUUAUUUAAAAAAUGAAUGUUUAGAAAGAAAUUGUACUGUUAUUUAUGCAACUCAUAUUUUUGAUGGAUUAGGUAAUGAAUGGUGUGAUAGAAUAUUACAUAUUGAUGCUGGUAAAAUUAUAGAUGAUAUAAAUAUGGAUAAAAUUAAAUUUGAUUCAAAUAUAAAAGAAGAUGUUGAAGAACAAGAAAAAGAUGAUUAUAUAAUUAUAAAAAAAUCAAAUACGUUACAUCCAUUAGCUUUAUAUUGGUUAAAUCAAGAUUUAGGUAGAAGAGGUUCAAGAGAAGAUGAAAAAUUAAACAUUAAAUGUUAA